CCUGGUGGCUAGCGUGGGAGACGGAGGCGUGGACUGAGCUGGCGGGGCGGGGCUCCUCCCGAUGAGAGGCUGGGCGCAUCGUUCGCUUCACCGCGCGUCGAAGAGUGGCGUUUUUCUGUGGGAUUAGGCCGCUUGGCUUCUGCUUUGGUUUCGCGGAAGCGCGGCCGUCCGAGGCCGCAUUCUCCCACUUCCCUUUUCCGGAACGAAGCGGGAAAUCUUUUUUCAACUCUGCCGGCGCGAAUGGCCACCUCUAAUCUUUUUAGCCCUCUCGACUUUGUAGUAAUGGUAUUAAGAAUAACUGUUACCUAAAAUUUUUUUUAACGCAGACUACUUUGCCAGCACAGUGCUAGGGCUGGCGACAUAGAGAUGGGCAUGACUAGACCUCGGGGCUCAAUUCGGGCUGGUCAGAGGGCUAGAAAGCUGCAAGAUUGGCUUUUGUCCUAAAGCAUUUGUAGCUAUGGACUUGCCAGAUAAAAGCCAGUGGGAUGAAACUACCUGUGACCUGGCUGUUUGUCAGCACCCACAAUGCUGGGCAACUCUCCGCCGAAUCGAGAGGGGCCACCCUCGAAUUCUGGAUUCCUCCCGCAGAUCUCCUCUGGAUGCUGAAGACAGACUCCCAGUGCUCACCAUUGUAAACAUGGCAGAUUCCUGCUUCCAGGCCAAGAGACUUGCUUGUGGUCAUUUAUCAGGAUUUACCUUCCCCAAGGCUCACUCUUUAUUGUCUCAACGUUCAAAGUUUUACUCCAAAUUUCAACGCAGGCCUUGGAAGGAUUUACCUGACAGAGACUUAAUAUGCCGUACUAACAGAUCUCCCAAACUAUCAGUGCUAAAUUUGAAUGAGACACAACUUCCUUGUCCUCAAGAUGUAGGAAAUACGGAUGUAAUCUGGAUCCCAGAGAAGCAUACGAGUCCAGCUGAGAAGCAUAUUAUUCGCAGCCAGGAUGGGGAGAUGAAAAGAAAGAAAUCUACAGGGAAACACAAGUCAUCUCGGGACCCACAAACACAGUUGGGACCUCCAGGGAUGAUUGUGCCUCCUUCCUCCCCAGUACACUUGUUUGAACAACUAAGUUCAGAAUGCGUACCUUUAUGGAACCAGUAUGACAUGUUACCUCAGGAUCUACUGAAGGACCUCUUGCUGGAUAAAGGGAAAACCGUACCUUAUCUGGAGAUGCAGACACAGCUGGCCAUGAUGAGAAAGAAACCUCCCCUGGAAAAGAGCCGACCUGACAGUGCCAUUUCUGCUAAGAUGUAUUUAUCUGUACACUGCCUCACCCCGCAAAGACCAGCAUUGAGAUAUCCUGAACAUUUGAAGAAACUAUAUUAUAACCUGACAACAGAAGGUUACAGGAAGCAGCAGCAGCAGCAGCAGGGGAAGGUGAAGACAGCUACUAGGAAACAGGAGGCUAAAAAGAAAUCCAAGAGUGAACCAGGGAGCCACAACACCUCGCGUAAACGUUCAGGUGCCAUGGUUUAUGACCCACGCUGUGGUCACAGAACUCUACCAGGUCGGGAAAGUGACAAAACACAGCAGCAGCAGAUGAAGAUAGACGGCCCCACUUUGAAACAGGAUUCCACAGAGAGACCACAGAUGGACUGCACUAAGAAAAUCCUGGAUUCCUUCCCCGGUCCUGAAUUUUCCACAAUAGAAUGCACUAACAAGGACAUCAGGACUCAGAUGGAGAUUUUGCUGGAAGCCCAAGAGAGGACCCCAAACAGUACUUCUAGAACAGGCUGGAACCCUGAGCUCAAACUGCUGAGGAUUCUUCAGGCCACUGAUGAAGAGGACGAGGAGAACCAACCCUCUGGGGCACAGAGUGAAGAGUCUCUGGAGGCAUAGGCGGAAGGCAUCAUGGGGCAGCCUUAUUCCAGAGCAGCAUGCUUGGAUUCCUGAGGACAGUGACCUUGGACAUAAGGGCAGGAAGGAGAGGGGACUUCUACUUCCUGGAGCCUCUACCGGGGUCUGACCUUAGGGAUUCUGUUUUCUUCAUUCACUUCUACUUGCUUCUAAAAUAAGCGAGGGAGAAAAAGCCCCACCCCUUUCUAACUUAGACCUUUUCUCUUCCAUUAGGUCCAGGAUAAUUUUAGUGAUUAAAUACAGCUGCUGCUUAUCAAAAGACUCAUUUCUCUGUUUCUGGGUCACUUUUAUCUCCUCUCUGAAACUGAAAGGUUUCUAGUUACAGGAAGAUGAAUUUGGCCUGUGGGAACCCCUACUGUGUUGCUUUUCCUCCUAUUCCCUGGAAAUGGUUUAUUUUGAGGAUGGCAUCUGCAUCAUUAUCAAAUAACAUUCAUUGUGCUGUG
Balaenoptera musculus (blue whale) is the source of this 2298-nucleotide messenger RNA. It is a transcript of the gene C6H9orf43, whose product is annotated as chromosome 6 C9orf43 homolog. The record is from RefSeq and is a predicted model, not a curated record. The transcript is spliced from 14 exons. NCBI's taxonomy places the organism in Eukaryota, Metazoa, Chordata, Mammalia, Artiodactyla, Balaenopteridae. The coding region runs from base 458 to 1837 and encodes 459 amino acids.